Molecule: messenger RNA, 5342 nt
Organism: Notechis scutatus (mainland tiger snake)
Lineage: Eukaryota; Metazoa; Chordata; Lepidosauria; Squamata; Elapidae
Source: RefSeq, a predicted model, not a curated record
ACUGUUAAAGAGCCAUUCUCUUUCGUGCAGGUGGCUUUAAUAUUUUUUGUUUUCCCAAAGGAGAAAAUAAGCACUACUUUCAAAAAUGGACUUUUCACUCCACUCUGCCUCUUUCACCUUGAAGGUGACCUUAUUGUUGGGAACCUUUCUCAGCCUCUGUCUUGGCCUUGAGUUUAUGGGCCUUCCAAAUCAGUGGGCUCGUUACCUCCGCUGGGAUGCAAGCACAAGAAGUGACCUAAGCUUCCAAUUGAAGACAAACAUCUCAGCUGGGCUCCUUCUCUACUUUGAUGAUGGUGGUGUCUGCGACUUUCUCUGUUUAUCCCUGAUGGAUGGACGCAUUCAGCUGCGGUUCAGUGUAGACUGUGCUGAAGCUACAAUUGUUACAGAAAAGCAAGUCAAUGACAGCAAUUUACAUUUUUUGAUGGUUAGUCGCAACCAUCUCCGGACAGUUCUGGUUCUUGAUGGUGAAGCCAAACCUGGUGAGGUGCGUCCACAACGUCAAUAUAUGAAUAUUGUUAGUGACCUCUUUUUGGGAGGUGUCCCAUCAGAUAUCCGUCCUGCAGCCUUAACCCUUGAGAGUGUCCUGGGUGAGCCAUCAUUUAAAGGAUUUAUCAUGGACCUGAAAUACGGCAAUUCAGAACCUCAGCUUCUGGGACACCAAGGAGUCCGCCUGGACAUGGAAGGGUUGUGUACAGAGAAUCCUUGUGAAAAUGGUGGAACUUGCUUUCUUCUGGAUGGUGAACCACAGUGUGAUUGCUCAGCCACUGGAUACAUUGGGAAACUCUGUUCUGAAGAAAGAAACCCAAUGCAAGGAAAUUUACAUUUAUCUUUCAAUUCUAGUGGGAAAGAUGAGAAUGUAGCCACUUUCCGUGGCUCCGAAUACCUGUGCUAUGACCUCUCCCAGAACCCGAUUCAAAGCAGCAGUGACGAAAUCACACUGUCCUUCAAGACUUGGCAACGCAACGGCCUUAUCCUGCACACGGGCAAGUCGGCUGAUUAUGUCAACCUGGCUCUGAAAGAUGGCGCCGUCUCACUGAUCAUUAACUUAGGAUCUGGAGCCUUUGAAGCCAUUGUGGAGCCAGUCAGUGGCAAAUUUAAUGACAACCAAUGGCACAACGUAAAAGUGACUCGCAACUUGCGGCAGCACUCAGGCAUUGGACACGCUAUGGUGACAAUCUCAGUGGAUGGAAUCCUUACCACUACUGGCUACACACAAGAGGAUUAUACUAUGCUUGGCUCAGAUGACUUCUUCUAUGUUGGUGGAAGUCCCAGUACGGCUGAUUUACCUGGAUCUCCUAUCAGCAAUAACUUCAUGGGUUGUCUGAAGGAGGUUGUUUAUAAGAAUAAUGAUAUUCGUCUGGAGUUAUCUCGUUUGGCAAGGAUUGGUGACACAAAAAUGAAAAUCUACGGGGAGGUGAAAUUUACAUGUGAGAAUGUAGCCACAUUGGAUCCAAUCAAUUUUGAAAAUCCCGAGGCCUACAUUAGCCUGCCUAAGUGGAACACCAAGCGAAUGGGGUCUAUCUCUUUUGACUUCCGCACUACAGAGCCCAAUGGCCUUAUUCUUUUCACUCAUGGUAAACCCCAGGAGAGGAAGGAUUCCAGAAGCCAGAAGAAUACCAAAGUGGAUUUCUUUGCAGUAGAACUCCUGGAUGGAAAUCUCUACCUUCUUCUUGAUAUGGGCUCUGGAACUGUUAAAGUAAAGGCAACUCAGAGGAAAGCUAACGAUGGAGAAUGGUAUCAUGUUGAUAUACAGAGAGAUGGUAGAUCAGGUACCAUUUCAGUGAACAGCAGACGGACACCUUUCACUGCAAGUGGAGAGAGUGAGAUCUUGGAUCUGGAAGGAGACAUGUACUUGGGAGGACUGCCUGAAAAUCGGGCUGGCCUUGUCCUUCCUACUGAGCUGUGGACAGCUAUGUUGAACUAUGGUUAUGUGGGCUGUAUCCGAGACCUCUUCAUUGAUGGGCGGAGCAAGAACAUCCGGCAGCUGGCAGAGCAGCAGAAUGCAGCUGGUGUCAAAUCUUCCUGCAUUAGGGUCAACACCAAACAAUGUGAUAGUUAUCCCUGUAAGAACAAUGCUGUCUGCAAGGAUGGCUGGAAUCGCUUCAUUUGCGACUGCACAGGCACUGGCUACUGGGGAAGAACAUGUGAACGGGAGGCCUCCGUCCUGAGUUAUGAUGGCAGCAUGUAUAUGAAAAUUGUUAUGCCUAUGGUCAUGCAUACAGAGGCUGAGGAUGUGUCCUUCCGCUUCAUGUCCCAGCGUGCGUAUGGUCUGCUGAUGGCCACAACAUCACGUGAUUCAGCUGAUACACUACGGCUUGAACUAGAUGGAGGCCGGGUGAAACUCAUGGUCAAUCUAGGUAAAGGACCAGAAACCCUUUAUGCUGGGCAAAAACUCAAUGAUAAUGAGUGGCACACAGUCCGAGUGGUACGCCGAGGAAAGAGUCUCAAACUUACAGUUGAUGAUGAUGUUGCCGAAGGUACAAUGGUUGGUGACCACACUCGGUUGGAGUUCCACAACAUUGAGACUGGGAUAAUGACAGAGAAGCGUUACAUCUCUGUCAUUCCUUCCAGCUUCAUUGGCCACCUUCAGAGCCUCAUGUUCAAUGGCCUUCUCUACAUUGACUUAUGCAAGAAUGGAGACAUUGAUUAUUGUGAAUUGAAAGCCCGCUUUGGGCUUCGUAACAUCAUUGCUGAUCCCGUUACCUUCAAGACCAAGAGCAGCUACCUGAGCCUAGCAACUUUGCAGGCCUAUACCUCCAUGCAUCUCUUCUUCCAGUUCAAGACAACGUCUGCUGAUGGUUUCAUCCUUUUCAACAGUGGGGAUGGAAAUGAUUUCAUUGCAGUUGAGCUGGUCAAGGGGUAUAUACAUUAUGUGUUUGAUCUCGGAAAUGGACCUAAUGUUAUCAAGGGCAAUAGUGAUCGCCCAUUGAAUGACAACCAGUGGCACAAUGUAGUUAUCACCAGAGACAACAGCAACACCCAUAGCCUAAAAGUGGAUACCAGGGUUGUUACUCAGGUCAUCAAUGGUGCCAAAAACCUUGACCUUAAGGGUGACCUGUACAUUGCUGGACUGGUUCAAGGAAUGUAUAGCAAUCUCCCAAAGCUGGUAGCAUCCAGAGAUGGAUUUCAGGGAUGUCUAGCAUCAGUAGACUUGAAUGGGCGCCUACCAGAUCUCAUUAAUGAUGCGCUGCACCGUAGUGGGCAGAUUGAGCGGGGAUGUGAAGGACCAAGCACCACCUGCCAAGAAGAUUCCUGCGCCAACCAAGGCAUCUGUAUUCAGCAGUGGGAAGGCUUCACUUGCGAUUGUUCCAUGACAUCAUAUUCUGGAAAUCAGUGCAAUGACCCUGGGGCCACAUAUAUCUUUGGGAAAAGUGGAGGCCUCAUCCUGUAUACUUGGCCAGCAAAUGACAGACCCAGUACAAGGACAGACCGCCUAGCUGUUGGGUUCAGCACAACAGUAAAAGAUGGCAUCUUGGUACGGAUUGACAGCGCCCCUGGCCUUACUGACUUUUUGCAACUUCAUAUAGAACAAGGCAAAAUUGGUGUAGUCUUCAAUAUUGGCACAGUAGAUAUCUCUAUCAAAGAAGAGAGCACUCCUGUGAAUGAUGGCAAAUACCAUGUAGUGCGUUUUACCCGAAAUGGUGGUAAUGCAACACUUCAGGUAGAUGGAUGGCCAGUUAAUGAACAUUACCCUUCAGGACGACAGUUAACGAUCUUCAACACCCAGGCUCAAAUAGCCAUUGGAGGAAAAGAUAGAGGGCGUCUCUUCCAAGGUCAGCUUUCCGGUCUCUAUUACAAUGGCUUGAAAGUAUUGAACAUGGCAGCAGAAAACAACCCCAACAUCAAAAUCAAUGGAAGUGUUCGGCUGGUUGGUGAAGUGCCAUCUAUUCUGGGGACAGCUCCCACAACUUCUAUGCCACCAGAGAUGUCCACCACCGUCAUGGAAACUACCACUACUAUGGCCACUACUACAACGCGAAAAAAUCGCUCCACACCUACCAUUCAGGAAAGUACAGAUCCUACAACAGAUGACCUCGUUUCUUCAGCAGAAUGUUCUAAUGAUGAUGAAGAUUUCAUUGAAUGCGAGCAGAGUGUAGGAGGUGAAUUAGUUAUCCCUCUUCUUGUAGAAGACCCUUUAGAUAUCCCUCCUAUUACUACUCGUGCACCUUUCAUUACACUCCCCACUACCUUCCGUCCCCUCCUCACCAUUAUUGAGACCACCAAAGAUUCCCUGUCCAUGACCUCUGAGGCGGGGUUACCUUGCUUGUCGGACCAAGGCAGCGAUGGUUGUGAUGAUGAUGGCUUGGUGAUAUCUGGGUAUGGCUCAGGGGAAACUUUUGACUCUAAUCUACCCCCUACUGAUGAUGAAGAUUUUUACACCACCUUCUCCUUGGUAACAGAUAAAACCAAGGACUUUAGACCUAACAAAGUCUUCGAAACUGGUAGGACUGCUAUCACAGCUUUGUCCCCUGAGCUGAUCCGCUCCACAGCUUCGUCCUCGACUGGGAUGGUGCCCAAAUUGCCAGCUGGCAACAUGAAUAACCGUGACCUCAAACCCCAGCCUGAUAUAGUCUUGCUUCCGUUGCCCACUGCCUAUGAGCUAGACAGCACAAAACUGAAGAGCCCACUAAUAACUUCCCCCAUGUUCCGUAAUGUGCCCACAGCAAACCCCACGGAGCCAGGAAUCAGACGGGUUCCGGGGGCCUCAGAGGUGGUCCGUGAGUCGAGCAGCACAACGGGAAUGGUCGUCGGCAUUGUAGCUGCUGCUGCCCUCUGCAUCCUGAUCCUCCUGUAUGCCAUGUACAAGUACAGGAACAGGGACGAAGGGUCCUAUCAGGUGGAUGAGACGCGUAACUACAUCAGCAACUCAGCCCAGAGCAAUGGCACGCUCAUGAAGGAGAAGCAGCAGAGUUCAAAGAGCGGCCACAAGAAACAGAAAAACAAGGACAAAGAAUAUUAUGUGUAAAAACAAAACAAAAAUAUUUAUAUAUAAAUAUAUAAAUAUUGAAUGAGCUAUAACUGAACCAAAACUGUUGCAGCCAACGAGAUUGGGAGAAACCGUCUGUGGUUUGAGACCAAUGUUGAGCAUAAACAUUUCAGUCGUUGACUGCUAAGUUUUCAAAUCACUGCUUGGAGUCCCCAAACUCUGCCCUCCUGUAUUAUAAAGCACAUAUAGUGUUCAAAAGAAGGCCUCCCCAGCAUAUCCAUGUUGGCAGACUUAAAAGCCUUCCGAGUUCCUCCUCAGCUGAACUGUUCUGCAAGGGCAGAAGACUUCACGGCUUACUUGUUUCGUAUCUCCAAGUGAGUCUUUAAUGAUGUUCACAAUAUUUGACUGUACUCUA